AUGAUAAUAUUUAAAAAUAAUGAAAUUCGAUUCAAUUCAAUUUUAAAAUCAAUAUUAUUAUUAUUAUUAUUGUUUAUCAAUGGUAAUAAUUGUAAAACAGCACAACAAUUUUUAGAUGAAAAUUUUAAUCAUGCAUUAUUUAGAGAACAUCAACUUGAAAAAGAGUAUAAAACCAAACAAUUAGUAAAAGAUGACCCAAAUAUGUAUUCCGAUUGGACAGAGGUUCCAGCAGCAACAGCAGAAGCAGUAACGAUAAUGAGAGGUGAUGAUUAUUAUUACGAUUAUGAUAAAGAACAAAAGAUAGAGAUGAUAGUAUUUGGAAGUGAAAAUGCAAUAAGUUCAGGAUCUGCACAAAACUAUUGGUAUGGUCAAACAUGUGAAGCCACCAAUUUCAAUAAUACACCAACAACAACAUGUCCAAAUGAUUGUCAUUCCUAUUGGGGUCAAGGACAAUGCAAUGAGACCUCGUCCACUUGUAUUUGCAAUUAUUUUUUCAUUGGUGAUGAUUGUUCAGAGAAUGUAGAUCCACAACAUAAUUGGGAUAAAAUGAAUUGUAAUGGUGGUAGAUAUUGUCCACCAAUUUACAAUUAUCCAACACCAAGAUCAUGUGUUUGUCCACCUGGUCAAGCUGGUUUAGAAUGUACAGUUUGUUUAAAUAAUGAGGGUUGUCAAGCAUUAACAGGUAAUUACUCUUCAUCUUUUGAAUGUAAUUCUUCACCUUAUACUUAUUUUGAAAAAAGUUAUAGCUGUGUUGUAACAAGUGCAGAAGUUAAUGGUGAUUUAAAUAAUUCAACAGCAUCAGCAUCAAUUGAUUGUCAAUUUCCAGGUGGAAAUUAUAAUACACAAACAGGAGUUUGUUCAAUGAAUUUAUAUUAUAGAAUUCAUGGAUCACCAUUAUAUUUUAAUUGUUCAUUUACAGAAUGUGAUCGUACUAUUUUACCAGGUCAAAAUCAAUCGAUUGUAUGUCAAAAUAGUGUUUGUAAUUGUACUACCUAUUGUGGAUUCAUAUUGGAUGGUUUAAUUAGUGCAGUUACAGGUGAGGCAACAUUUGAAUGUGGAGCACAAACGAAUCCAGAUGGAACUAGCAAUUGUCUUUUCUCACAAUAUACAAUCAAUCAAAUGUUACCAGCCAUUCCAUUACAAUGUAUGUCGGGUGAAUGUAUUGAUGUUGCAACGGGUGCACCAACACCACCACCCAUUUAUCCGGUACCAGUGGCAUCAAUGAGUUUCCUAUACAUUUAUGUUGGGUCAGGUGUUGGAUUCAUUGGGUUGACUCUAUUGAUUGGUGCAAUCUUUUUAAUAUUCUCACUUCAAGAAGAUCGUAAAAACUUUAAAGAAGAUACACAUUUAGUUUGUGAAUUAAGUUUUCAUAAUAUUAGUUGCUACGUUAAUGAACGUAGUGGAUUCUUUGGUAAGGAUGUAAAGAGAAAACAAAUUUUAGAUAAUGUCAAUGGUGUUUGUCCACCCGGUCAAUUGACAGCAUUGAUGGGUUUAUCGGGUUCGGGUAAAACAAGUUUAUUGGAUAUUCUAUCGGGUAGAAAGAACGUUGGUAACAUCGAUGGUAAAGUAUUGAUCAAUGGUGCACCCGUUGGUAAAAACUUUAAGAGAAUCUCUGGUUAUGUCACUCAAGAUGAUAUUCAAAUUGGUACUUUAACAUGUCGUGAACAUUUGAUGUUUGCUGCCCUUUUAAAACUUCCAGAGAAUAUGUCAUUGGAAAUCAAACAACAACGUGUCGCAAGUGUAUUGGAGGAGUUGGGCUUAACUCGUGUGGCCGAUAACCCAAUUGGUACCUCAGAGAAGAGAGGUAUCUCUGGUGGUGAACGUAGAAGACUAUCGAUCGCAACCGAAUUAAUAGUUGAUCCAAGUAUUCUAUUCAUCGAUGAACCAACAUCUGGUCUUGAUAGUCAUUCCGCUUCAGAGUUAAUCACUAAACUUAAACAAUUGGCAAACAAUUCAACAAAGGGUCAACGUACUAUCAUCUUUUCAAUUCAUCAACCUUCCGCUGAACUCUUUGAACAAUUUGAUAAUUUGAUCCUCUUACAUCAAGGUAAUCCUUAUUUCUCUGGUAAAAGAGAGGACUCUGUAAACUAUUUCAUUAAACAGAAAAUUGCUGGUAUGACUGAAUUUGAACAACAAAACUAUAGAAUGCAUCUUAAAAAUCCUGCAGAUUUCAUCAUUUCAAUGGUCACCGAUAAAAAUUGUCAAAGAUUUAAUUCAACCUAUGUUGAUUCUCGUGUUGCUUCACCAUUUUAUCAAUCUACUUCACCAGCUUUAUCUUCAAAUAGUAAUAAUAGUGAUAUUAAUUUAAAUCAUCAUCGUAUCAUUAAUAAUCCACAUAAUCAAAAUAUUCAUCAUCAACAACAUCAUCAUCAUCAUCGUCAUAUAUAUGGUAUUAAUGGUCCAUCAAUUGAUAAUAAUGAUAGUGAUAGUGAUAGUGAUGAAAGAGAUCAUUUAUUAGCAAGUGAUAAUAUUAAUAAUAAUAAUAAUAAUAAUAAAGUAAAGAAUAAUGAUAAUAAUAAUAAAAAUAAUGAUGAUGAUGUUGAAGAUAUUGAAGAAGCAAGUCCAAUUAUUGUAGUUGGUAAUCAAGGUGAACCAUUAGCAAGUCAUAUUAAAAUUGGUAAAGUUGAAGAAUAUGCAACAUCAUUUUGGACACAAUUUUUUGUAGUUUGCCGUCGUUCUUUAUUAAAUUAUAUGAGAAAUCCUUUCCUUUUGCGUACCACUUACUUUGUACAUAUUUUUGUUGGGUUAACAUUAGGUUAUCUCUUUUGGAAAUUACCAGCCAAUCUUGAACCAGGUUGUCAAAAUAGAUUUGGUGCAAUGUUUUUCAUGACUGCUUUACUCUCAUUUGGAAGUAUUACAUCAUUAGAUCUUUUCUACAAUGACCGUAUCAUUUUCAUUCGUGAAAGAGCCAAUGGUUUCUAUAGAACAUCAGCAUACUUUUUAGCCAAAGUAGUAACCGAUAUCAUUCCAAUGAGAGUUAUACCACCAAUUAUUUUGGGUUCAAUUUGUUAUUAUAUGAUUGGUUUACGUCCUGGUAUCCUCCAUUUCAUCUAUUUCCUCAUCUCUUUGGUGUUAACAAGUACAGUGGCCUCAUCAAUGUGUAUGGCAAUCAGUACAAUCUCUCCAACGUUUGGUACUGCAAAUAUGGUGUCAAUCUUGUUACUCUUUGUAUUUUUAUUAUUUGAUGGUUUCCUUUUGGCAAGAAGUUCAAUUCCCAAGUAUUUAAUUGGUUUGGUUUGGAUUAGUUUUAUGUCAUAUGGUUUGGAAAUUCCUGUUGUCAAUGAAUUCAAUGGUCUUUGGAUUGAAUAUAAUCCUCCAAACACAAGACCCACUUAUGCUGAUGGUUUAGAAUUCCUUUCAACUAUUGGUGCAAAUCCAAAUAGAUUAUUCACUGAUAUGUAUGUUUUGCUUGGUAUGAUUGUUGGUUAUUUAUUAUUAGCUUAUGUUUUCUUAAGAUUUUUAGUAAGAGAAUAUAGAUAA
This is a messenger RNA of Dictyostelium discoideum AX4, 3480 nucleotides long. It is a transcript of the gene abcG24, whose product is annotated as ABC transporter G family protein. Gene Ontology annotation, molecular function: ABC-type transporter activity; ATP hydrolysis activity; ATP binding. The transcript is spliced from 2 exons. The record is from RefSeq and is a predicted model, not a curated record. Gene Ontology annotation, biological process: sorocarp development. Lineage: Eukaryota; Evosea; Eumycetozoa; Dictyosteliales; Dictyosteliaceae. The coding region runs from base 1 to 3480 and encodes 1159 amino acids. Gene Ontology annotation, cellular component: membrane.